Molecule: messenger RNA, 4479 nt
Organism: Symbiodinium sp. CCMP2592
Lineage: Eukaryota; Dinophyceae; Suessiales; Symbiodiniaceae
Source: the annotation of a GenBank genome assembly
GUGCAAAGGCGAAGGAAGGCCAGAGGUCUCAAGGAGCCCGCCGCUCCAUUGCCCCUUGCUGGUCUGGACCCGUCGGUCGUGACAGCGGCCCGUGCGGCUGGGGUUUCGGAAGCCGCUCUCGGCGAGAUGCACGCCUUGAUUUCCCGGACGCACACCGGGCGGCAGAAGCCGGAGCCCGCGGCCGACGUGCUCGGCGAAUCCGAGGAGGAGCUGCUCCCCUCCGAAGAGUAUGGUGCCCAGCCGGGUUCAGCUCCUCAGGUUCCAGCUCCCAGCCACGGCCCUCGAGAGGCGGAGCUCUUCGCGACAGCCUUGGUGAAAGCAGUCGAGUCGAUGUGCAAGCCGGCAGGGAGCAGCUCCCCCCUCGAGCGUGCUCUCGACGGCGCCGGUGGUGGGUCAGGAGAGGGCUUGUCGCUGCCGUCAGCCAGGAGAAACUCAGCUGCACGCCGGGCUCUGCGGGAUGCCUUGGUCACUUCCCCUCACGAGAUCUCCGCGGUGAUAGAAGCCCUGAUGGCGGAGGACCUGGCUUCAGUGUCUCCUGGCGUGGCCGUUCCGGGCCAGACCUCUGCGAGAGCUUGGGCCGAGCACCGAUCGCGGGUGUCAGCUUACCCCUCGUCAGUGUGCUUUGGUGACGCGACACCAAAGUGGGCGGUGUGGUUGAUGGCCGGCGCCUUAGACUGCCUGCGGACCGACCGCCCGGCCCAGGCACGCGCACGAUUGAACCUCGGGCUCAUGAUCUUCGAUCAGAUGUCCAUAGACCACGGGUCCUUUGUGAUGGCCGGCGAAUUGGCGCUGGAGGUCCCCCCGCCCAUCCAGAGCUUCAGGCAACACGAGGGGCAUGCGACAGGCCAGGUCUACUCGAGGCUCCUCGACCCAAGGUGGGCAGAAGUCGCGAUAGGGCACUUGAAAGAGCAGGCCGAGUUCCCCGAAAAACGUGCAAAGCUCGGCCGGCAAAACCAGCCACAGCCCCCGAGCGAUACCCAGCCCGACGCAGAGGAGGCUGCUCCGAAAGGCUUGCUGAAUUCACUGCCCCGCCUUUUGCUUAAGUCUGCGGGUCCUUUUGCCUCUUGUCUCCGAUCCUCGCUUGCAGACGGUUUUCCGUGGCCCUGCGCCAUUGAGGCCAAGGCCGGGACCCCUUUGAACCGGCACCAGAAGCGGUGUGUCAAGCGGCUGGAGGCUGCUAUGUUUGGCACGAGUUUUCCUUUUCAUUUUUCUGCGGCCGACCUCGGCCGCCACGCUGCUAAGGUUGAAGCACAGAAUGACAUACUGGCCGCUUUGGGCCGGGCCGCCGACUCGAUUUGCAGAGCGAGCGGCUACUUUGGACCUCCCAGUGCCCUGGGUGUUUCAACGGAGGCCGAAUCUCAGGUUUUUCCUCAGAAACGGACGAUUCCGCCAAGGGCCAAGCUGAAGGUUCGGCAGGAAAGUAGGCAUGAGAAGCCCUCGCCUGGGGAAUGGUCGGCCAGCUUUCCACUGCUAUGCCGAUCGCCGCCCGGCCCAUCGUACGUCGCUCCUCUGAGCUUCGCCCGGGAUCCGCAAGAAGCCCCCCCGCCUCCUGCCGUUAAGGUUUUAGGCCGUAAAGAGGAGAAGCUCAAGCUGUACCGGGCUCUGGCGCAGAGUGGGCGACUCCUGCCCGCAACCUUCCCCGAGGGGCCAGCCAACGGCCUUGAGAGCCCGGUCUCCUGCUGGACCAAGAGCCUUGCCUCGGCUGUCGCCGUGACCACUCUCGUGCUGGAGCCCGACCGCACCAUGGUGUUCUCAGGAGCGGACCUGCGCGAGUGCUUUUACCAGUUUGUUGUGGGCGAAGAACGGCUGCGACGCAACAUGAUUGCUGACCGCCUCGAUGCAGAGCAAGCUGCCUUUGUGUUUGGGAGGUCAAUGGCCGACCAGCUCGACCACACCGGUCACUUGUGCAUCGGGUUCGCCUCUCUUGCUAUGGGCGACUCCGGGGCGUGCGAGUACACUCAGUGUGCGCACCUCGGAGUCGUUGCGCGAGGGGGAGCGCUGCUUCCAGGCGAGCUCCUUGUUCACGGCUCCCCUCCGCCGCGAGGUUUGCUCUCGAUAGGCCUCAUCAUCGAUGAUCUCAUUUGCUUGGAUCGCGUGGUGACCUCGCAGCUUGCCGGGGUUCUGGAAGGGACGGUGCCCUCUGUCGGGCACGACCGCCUGCAAGCGGCGCUCGCCGCCUACCGGGAAGCCCCUUUGGAAGUUUCCGACAAGAAGGUGUUCUCGAACCAGGUCCAGGCGACCGUGGAAAUAGGCCUGGCAACCCAGCACCUUCUCGAAUCUCUGGCCGGCUGCUGGAUCUCCAUCUUCAUUCUCAAGAGGCGCCUGCUCUCUGCUAUGAGCCUGAUCUUUGAUGCCUGUGCUGUGGGAAGUGCCGGGACUUUGGUGCGCCUCUCUCCCGAGCUCCGUGCUGAACUUGGGACCUUAGCUUUGCUCGGGCCCUCGUGUGCCGUGAACCUCCGGGCCCAGGUCGAUCCGACCGUCACGGCCACUGACGCAUCAUCAAGCCACCAGGCUGCCGCCCGAGCUCCUUUGCCCCAGGCCGUCGCCGACGAAGCUUACCGGCAGAGUGUGCAAAAAGGGGCCUGGACCAGACUCCUCGCUCCCCCGAGCGCCUGGUUGAAGUCUCAUGGGAUGCUUGAAACCUCGGGCGAGCUGCCGGGAGAGGAAGAGUACAAGGCCCUCCCUCUUUACUGCGCUCUCGCAGCAUGCCCUCGCUACCGGGAGCUCUGGUGCAAGGGGUACAAGAACUGGGUGCACAUCAACGUCGCUGAACUUGAAGCCUUCCUCAGGGAAGAAAGGCGAGCCGGUGCCCGGAGCCCUUCGAGCCGAUUCCUCUUCGGCCUUGACAGCCAGCCGACGACCCUACCCGCGGCCGUGAAGUCCGCGAGCCUAGCGCAGCUACUCGGGCCGCUGGCUUUGGUUGCAGUGGUGACGCUUUCGAGGGCGACCGAGCCGCCAGAGCUCCUGCCUCCGCCGUUGCGGCUUAACCAGGUUGAAGCGUUAGGUUGCCCUUGGGUGUUGGUCCUCGAUGCUGGCUGCCUCUUUAACCGGUGCCCCGACUUCGACGAGAAUGCGGAAAAGGUCCUGUGUCUUCUCUCUCGCGGCGCCUUCCUGGCCGUCGGAGCUGCACCGGUGAUCUCGACUUUCUCCAAGGCCUGUGUUCCCAGAGUGCGGUCGAGCACUGCCGUGCAAGGCUCCGAGCACCUCGCACCCAGCAUGCACCAGAAGGACCUGACUUACUGGUUCGACUGCCCCGACUCUUCCUGGUGGUGGCGCAUGGCUGGCUGGGAGGCCGAAGCGAAGCCCUCUUCAGCCGGGACUUGGCGAGUCGACAUGUGCCGCUUCGGGUCCCGCUGGCGCAAGCGCACCCGCAUCGCCACCAACACGAGCUUGCAAGGAGCCCGGCCUUGGACUUCUGUUGCGGGUGACAAGCCUCGUGGCUUCCACUGUGCCCUCGCGACCGCUGUGGCUUCUCGAUGCGGAUGGUGCCAAGACCGUCCUCUCGACGCGGCUGCUUGUGCCAAGCUGCCCAACUGCUGCCGGGUCGGUGAGGCUGCUAACCCUGGGCCCCGACCUCCUCGUGCUCGCCCUGCCGGGCUUGACCUCGAGCGUGCCUGGACUUCUUUCCUUCUGUGGUGCUCCACCGUCCUUUCGUUCGAUCCUACCGUGUCGUUCGUUAGCUGCCCCGCGCUCCUCGCCAUGGUCCUCCGUGCCUAUGGGAAUUACUUGUUUCAGUCUGGAUUGUCUCUGCAAACCUACAGGUACACCAUUCUGGCUGCUCAGAGGCUUUCUUGGGGCAUGCGAGGGCAACUGGGUGCUGCUUGGGAACUGGUGAGCAGGUGGGAACGACUGCAGCCGGUGCGGCACCGCACCCCGGUGCCCGAGGCUGUGGUACAAGCUAUGAUCGUGUUGGCCUGGGCUAAAGGCUACCGCCGCUGGGCUGGGGCGACUCUUUUGGCUUUCUACGGGCUGGCGCGAAUUGGGGAGGUCUUAAAGUGCAGGCGUGAGCACCUCUUGCUUCCGCGAGAUCACAUGUCUGAGCUGAGGGUGGUCUUCUUAAAGCUUGACGCGGCGAAGUCUUCUUCCCGAGGGGGAGCCAAGGUGCAACACCUCCGAGUUGACCUCGACCUGGCCGUGCUGCUGCUGGAGAAGAUCUACGCGCCUUUUUGCCAUCAUGACUGGAUAUACCCCUUCGGCCCUGCAACCUAUCGGGCGAGAUGGGACUUUCUUCUGGGGGCCUUUGGCAAGGCCACGCUGACCCCCGGCGGCCUUCGUGGCGGCGGAGCGGUGUGGGCCUAUCAUCGUGGCUCCUCUGUCUCGGACAUACAGUGGCGGAUGCGUUUGCAGCACCAGCAGACUCUGGCUUUCUACCUCCAGGAGGUAGCGGCCUUGAAUAUCAUUCUUGACGCAGGGCCGGACGCCAGAACCACUCUGUUUGCUGCUGCGCAGCUUUUCUCUUCUCUAUCGGCUUCUUCCUGA